Messenger RNA from Poeciliopsis prolifica (blackstripe livebearer), 3219 nucleotides. RefSeq names its product TBC1 domain family member 2A-like. NCBI's taxonomy places the organism in Eukaryota, Metazoa, Chordata, Actinopteri, Cyprinodontiformes, Poeciliidae. The record is from RefSeq and is a predicted model, not a curated record.
UCUUCUCCUUGCAGGAUGGACGGAGGAAGUCCCGCCUCCGACUCACUUCUUGUUCCCACCGACCCGGUCCAGUUGGGUCCAGAUUCUCAGAACCAGAUUCAGAGCAGACCCAGCUGCCUGUCCGGGUCAACAGAACCUCCUUCAAGUCCACAAUCAACCGGACCAGAACCACCUGGUUCUGAGCAGGCAGAACCAGGAGGUUCUGCAGGACCAGAACCAGCACCAGAAACAAGUUCCCACCAGGUUCUCCAGAACCCAGAAGGCUCUACAGAUCAGGCUGUGGAGGAACCCGGUUCUGAUCCAUCUGAGGUUCUGACUGCCGGACCAGAGGAACCUGGAGUCCAUCAGAACCUCCAGUGUCCAGAAGAACGCCAUCAGAACCCUGGUGAGUUUCUGUCAGCAGAGGAAGGCGGUUCUACUGCAUCCUGUUUGGGUCGACCCAGCCAUAUGGAGAACCAGGAGGCCACGCCCCCCAGCAGCCAGGUGUGGCCCCGCCCCCCCGGCGCUGCAGGUGAGCCCAGACUGUGCGGCUUCCUGCAGAAGCAGGCGGGGCCCCUGAGGGCCUGGAAGCGGCGCUGGUUCAGCUACGAACAGAACCAGAACCAGCUGUUCUACUUCCGCUCACCGCAGGACGUGGCGCCACUGGGCCGGAUCCGACUCAGCAGCGCCACCUUCACCUGUCCGCUGAACGCCGAGAGCGGCACCUUUCACAUCCAGACGCCCGAACGCACAUUCAUCCUCAAGGCGGUGAGUCAGGAGCUGAUGCUGUACUGGCUGCAGCAGCUGCAGGUGAAGCGCUGGCAGCACCGGGACACGUCUAUUGGACCGGACCGGACCAACAACAACCUGACAGACGACUUCCUGCCGAGGCAGCGUGGUCCUGUGGGCCUGGUGGGCGAGGCGGCGGCCAUCGCUCCGGCCCAGCGCUCCUCGCUCGCCAGCGUCUCCAUCAAACACCCGCUCAUCCAGAUCCAGAACUCGGUCAGUCUGAGGAAGAGAACGUCUCAGGACUCCAGUCAGACCUCAGUGUUCUACGCCGAUGUUCUGCCCUGGACAGGAACCGGGCCGGAGGAAGGCGGCACCCCCACAGAGGGCCCCGCGGCCGACCCGGCAGCUCAGAGGUCGGCGUCUUCGUCCCUCAGCUGGUGGUCCAAGUCCCGGGUCUCGUCUUCCAUGUCGGUCCCCUGCGGGGACGCGGCGUUCUCGGAGCCGACGGCCCACCUGCAGCAGGAGAAGCAGAUGCUGAUGGAGGAGGUCAAGGGUCAGAAGGAGCUGGUCUGGAUCCUCCACAAGGCGCUGGAGGCGGCGCAGCUGGAGAAGCGCAUCUGCAGCGAGUUCCUGGCGGCGCAGGACGAGCGGCGGCGCCUGGAGCUGCUGCGGCACGGCGAGCGGCUGGCGGCGGACCUGAGGGCCCGGCUGGAUGGCGCCAAGAUGGAGGCCGAGGCGCUGAGGCGUCGCCUGGACGACAGAGACGCUCAGCUGGCUGAGCUGCAGGAAGAGGUCAGGCUGCUGGAGGAGAAGAACGCCGCCAAGCAGCAGGUCAUCAUGAAGCUGACUGAUCAGGUGACCUCCUGCCUGUCGGAUCCUCGGCACCAGGACUCCUCUGGGUCCGUCCAGAACCCUCAGGACCACAGGCAGCAGAUGGAGAAUCUCAAGGACGACUUGGUGGCGUAUCAAACCCAGAACCGGUUCCUGAACUCGGAGAUCUACCAGCUGACCAAACUGUGGAGGAAAAGCUCCGAGCAGGAGAGGAGCCUGAUGGCGAAGUGUGCGUACCUGGAGGCCGCCAACUGCCAGAUGGAGAGCCGUUACCUGGGCGUCCUGCAGAGGCUGCAGGAGGCCAAAGCUCUGGCGCCGGAGCAGCAGGAGGCCGUGCAGCGGCUGAUCCAAGACGCCCUGGGAGGAGAGCCGAAGGGCGUCGUGAAGCUGAGCGCGGACAGGGAUCACGACGACUACGGCUUUAAGAUCGUCCCCGACUACGAGGUGGAGGACAUGAAGCUGCUGGCCAAGAUCCAGGCGCUGGAGAUCCGCAGCUGCAGCCUGCUGCAGCAGGACAGCAUGGAGCGCCUGCUGGCCCGCUGGGCACAGUACCUGGCCGGCCGCUCUGAGGACGACCUGUGUCCGUCUCCAGAGCUGAAGGUUCUGCUGCGCGCCGGCGUCCCUCAGCAGUACCGGCAGAGAAUGUGGCGCUGGCUGGUCCGGACCAGAACCAGAACCGUCUGGGAGCGCCACCCCCAGCGGUACCAGCAGCUGUGCGAAAAGAGCCGGACGUCGCCGCACCCAGCCUGCAGGCAGAUCCAGCUGGACCUGCACAGAACCCUGACCACCAAUCAGAACUUCUCCUCGCCCUCAAGCCCCGCCCUCCAGCAGCUGCGCCACAUCUUGCUGGCGUUCUCCUGGCACAACCCAGCAGUCGGCUACUGCCAGGGGCUUAACAGGCUGGCGGCCGUCGCCCUGCUGGUCCUGCAGAGCGAGGAAGACGCCUUCUGGUGCCUGGUGGCGCUGGUGGACGGCAUCAUGCCUCAGGACUACUACACUAAGAACCUGCUGGCCUCUCAGGCCGACCAGCGGGUCCUGAAGGACUUCAUGGCAGAGAAACUCCCCCGGCUGGCGGCUCACCUGGAGGGUCACGGGGUUGACGUGUCGCUGGUCACCUUCAACUGGUUCCUGGUCGUCUUCGUGGAGAGUCUGCCCAGCGGCAUCCUGCUGCCGCUGUGGGACGCCUUCCUGUACGAGGGCUCCAAGGUGAUCUUCAGGUACGCUCUGGCCCUGUUCAAGUACAAAGAAGACGACCUGCUGAAGAUCCACGACAGCGUGGAGAUCUACCAGUACCUGCGCUUCUUCACCAAGACCGUCACCGACAGCAGGAAGUUGGCGGCCAUUGCUUUCUGCGACAUGAACCCGUUCCCACGGCGCCUGCUGAGGAACCGGCGCGCGCUGCAUCUGGAGCGCCUGCAGGGGGAGCUGCAGGCGCUGGAGGAGCAGCAGAAGGAGUUUGUGACAGAGAGCGCCGAGCGGAAAGACAAGGAGCUGGAUCUGGCCAGUGAAGACGACGACGAGCUUUAAUGAGAGGCAAAGCUCCAAAUAAAUGUUCUUCAUUAAACCAGAACAUUUCUGGAUUUUAUCAGGUCCACCACAACAGAAGCUAACAUCACUUCAGGAAUUAUCUAAGAGUUUCUAAGAUUUUCUCUCAGGAAUUAAAGGCAUCUCAGUUCUUCA